Molecule: messenger RNA, 456 nt
Organism: Sinocyclocheilus rhinocerous
Lineage: Eukaryota; Metazoa; Chordata; Actinopteri; Cypriniformes; Cyprinidae
Product: prolyl 4-hydroxylase subunit alpha-2-like
Cellular component (GO): endoplasmic reticulum
Molecular function (GO): procollagen-proline 4-dioxygenase activity; protein binding
Source: RefSeq, a predicted model, not a curated record
AUGUAUGAUGACCCUGAAGAAAUCAUGAGAGUCCCCAUGGCAGCUUACAAACUCCUCAGACAACUGAGAAAUGAUUUGAUACAUAUUGUAGAAAACAACCAACCAAGUCUUCAGUGUGAAGAGCAUCACGAUGAGUUGAAGGCAAUGAUCCCACUGCUGGAAGACUUAGAUGGUGCAGCUUCAGGACUGAUCAGACUGCAAGAGAUCUACAAACUCUACCCAGAAGACAUCACAAAUGGCACGUCUCUAAAUGCAGAUAAAGCUCACCAUGUUGGGUGGGUUGCUUAUAACGAGAGAAAAUUCCAGCAUGCCUUUCUCUGGUUUCUGUACAGUCUCAACACAUCAAAAGAAUACCCAAGCACUAUGGAGGAAGAACUGUUCAACUACCUAUACUCAUCAGCCUAUUAUUUUGGCAGCCUACCUCGAAUACUUCAUCCAGCAGCCUCUAAAUCGUGA